This is a messenger RNA of Oncorhynchus kisutch (coho salmon), 1783 nucleotides long. RefSeq names its product transcription factor Sp5-like. Gene Ontology annotation, biological process: regulation of transcription by RNA polymerase II. Gene Ontology annotation, molecular function: RNA polymerase II cis-regulatory region sequence-specific DNA binding; DNA-binding transcription factor activity, RNA polymerase II-specific. The record is from RefSeq and is a predicted model, not a curated record. The transcript is spliced from 2 exons. Lineage: Eukaryota; Metazoa; Chordata; Actinopteri; Salmoniformes; Salmonidae. Bases 295 to 1494 code for a protein of 399 amino acids.
GCUAAAACAUUCGGGUCACACGAAAAUACAUGCACUCUAUUGCGCACGUCGGCCUCUUUUUCCAUGAAACACCAAUUGACUUCGGUUUGUCUGUUCUCGCUGAUCUUUGUUUUACAUGAUUAAAACAUCCUAAAGCUCGAUUCUGCACUUAGUUUGACCAGUUUAGUCGACAUAUAAUAUGUAAUUUUGAAGUUUUGAUGCGCAAGAGUGCGGGACCAGAAGUCAUUUUGGGUGCAUUUCAGCUGAAGCUGUUGGCAUAUGCUAAUACAGAGACACACAACUUGAAACCAAACGAUGUAUUGGGACCGCACACCCAGCUCCUCUCCUGAGAACGGACCCCAUCCCCUCUCCUCCUUCUUGGCCAGACCCUGUGUCCAAGCCCGGCUGGGGGGCAGUGGACUGGGGCAGGAACGGCCACACUCAUCCUAUGAAGGGACCAUGAGUUCCAUGACUGUGAUGCUCCAGUUAUUGGGCAGUGAAGUGGCCCAGAGCUCCAGUCUAAGGGUCCAACAGGUGGCAACUCUGACAGUGCCAAAACUUAAUUUUCCUGGACACGUCCAGAGCGGACUGGACCAUCACCCCCAUCCCCACCAGCACCACCACCUCCAUGAGCUGCCUCUCACCCCUCCUGCUGAGCCCUCCUCCACCCCGGCUGCCUACACCUUUGAGCUCCCCCCAGUGAAGAUGCUCGCUCCUCAGGUCCAGGUUAGCUCUCAUACUCCAUACUUCCACCCCCAGCACAAUGAUAUGGGGGAGAACUUCCUCCAAGGUUCCACAGAAAGACACCCCCACCACCCUGGUCGGCAUACAGAGGAAGGUCAGCAGUGGUGGAUAUUACCCCAGACCACCAGGAGCCCCCAUGGUCAUCAGCAACCUCAUGGCCAGACCCACCAUCACCACUCUCACCCCUUUGCCCUGGGCAGACAGCUGGCGUUGGGGAACCAGCCUCAGAUUGCAGCCCUCCUCCAAGGCUCUUCCAAGUGCCUGCUGGGCUCCACACGCUGCUGCAGGCACUGCAAGUGCCCCAACUGCCAGGCCUCCUCAGGGUGCACAGGGGCUCCAGCUAACCCUGAGGAACCAGGCCAGAGGAGGCUCCACAUCUGUCACUUGCCCGAGUGUGGCAAGGUGUACAAGAAGACUUCCCACCUGAAGGCCCACCUGCGAUGGCAUGCCGGGGAGCGACCUUUCGUCUGCAGCUGGCUCUUCUGCGGGAAGAACUGCACGCGCUCUGACGAGCUGCAGAGGCACCUGCGCACACAUACUGGGGAAAAGCGCUUCGGCUGCCAGACGUGUGGGAAGGGGUUCAUGCGGAGCGACCACCUGGCAAAACACGAGAAGACCCACCAGGGGGGAGGGGCCACGACAACCAGGGCCCCCAACAGGAGGCUCCACAGCCACAGGGUGGCACCAGAGGACCAGCCAGGAACAUCAAGAAGGAGUAGAGAAAAUACAAAAAGCCAAGUGACUCGCGGUCAGUAUGGUGUGUUUUAUUGAGAACCCCUGCUCCCUCUGUGUGUGUGGAGUUCAGGCCAUGAGACCCACAGAAAGACAGAAGGGCCAGUGUGGAGACAGAGUCGAGGGCAGACCAAUGGCCUUUCUCUGGAGAAAGAGACUUCUUACACAAACCUUUACACCAUCAAACCAUUGUCAUGACAACAUGUUUGUCAUGGUCAUUGUAGCCAGCAUUGUCCACUCCGCCAGCAGGAGGCCUGUGAUCUUCAGAGGAUGUUCUGUUCAGCAUGACUGCCUGUGUGGAGAUUGGCAAUAAAAGCAGAAGAGUUGU